Ostertagia ostertagi is the source of this 183-nucleotide messenger RNA. Lineage: Eukaryota; Metazoa; Nematoda; Chromadorea; Rhabditida; Trichostrongylidae. The record is from the annotation of a GenBank genome assembly.
GAAUUGGACCCGAUGGUCAUAUAGCAUUUAAUGAACCUGGAAGUUCGCUUUCAUCACGUACUCGGCUGAAAACUCUCAAUGCGGAUACGAUACAGGCUAACUCACGAUUUUUCAAUGGCGACAUGUCUAUGGUACCGACACAGGCAUUGACUGUAGGUGUUCAAACAGUGAUGGAUGCCAAAG